Molecule: messenger RNA, 8486 nt
Organism: Ictidomys tridecemlineatus (thirteen-lined ground squirrel)
Lineage: Eukaryota; Metazoa; Chordata; Mammalia; Rodentia; Sciuridae
Source: RefSeq, a predicted model, not a curated record
AAUCAGUGGUUCAGAGUAGGAACAAGAAAGCUGCAGUAGUCACAAGUAGUCACAAGUAUGCCCUGCCCUGCUAAGGCUUGGCCUCGCUCCUAGUCUUUUCUCAAGCUUUAUUUUUUUCCACCACAGGAUAUAAUGAUGACCAAGCCCUGCCCCAGAAUAGGGACUUUAUCAGCACUUAUUAGUCCACUUCUGAAGAAGGGCAGCAUGGUGACUUUUGGGGACUUAAAAAUAGUUGAAUGCAUUUAGAUGUGGCUAGAUCACCAGAUACUCAGAUUUAAAUCUGUCUUGCAUUUUCUGGAGUCUGUAGUUGUAUCUCCCAUGUUGAGCAUGUUAUCAUGCCCUGCGAGUCAGAUGAUAGGCUGUAGUAGUCCAUUUACUAGUCAUUUGGCAAGUGGGAUACUACUGCAUCCCCAACCCAUCUCUAGCUGGCCUUCUCCCUUCUUUCCUCAUUCCCUUCUUCUCUUCAUCCUUUCUUCCUUUCUUCUUCACUGCCUCUCUCCCUUUCUUCCUUCUUUCCUUUCAGUUUUAAAGAUAUGCUGCCUUAAAUAAUCUUAGAAUUUUACAAAGAAUGGGAGGGACUUUGAAAUAUGGAAGCUAUCUGGAUGCCAUAAUCACACAAAAAAAGAAACAGUCUACUUAGUGAGUCAAGUGUGGGGCAUGGAAAGAAUAUGAAUAGUCUGUCUACAGGCUCAUAUUGGCCCCAGUGUGCUUGGGAAGCCAGAGAAGCAAAGAUGGCUCCAGUUUCUUUCAUUGCCUCUGCGGAUGUUUUUACCUGGAAACAAUGGCAAGCAUACAAAGGAAGGGGAAAACAGAGAAGAAAGGUAUAGAGAACCACCUUGAAUGAUUAUUCCACUGCCAGGAAGUAGAGUUUGUGCUUAUUCCACACUUGUGAGUGAAAGGAAUCCCUUGAACUGCAAUAGCAGUGAGAUGUUGUUGCUGAGCGAGAGAAUAGCAGACCCCUGAGUACUGUGUCUGUGUGAUACCUGAUCUUGGUCAGUGUCUGCCACUGUGAUUUGGAAAGUCAAACAUUUGUAACUCUGGUUUCUUAAUUCUGAAUGGCCAAAAGUGCUACUAUUUUAAUUUUUUAAAAAUCUAAAUGACCACAAUCCAGAUGAGCCCAUCUCCUAUUAUUUGCCAAGAGACCUCAGCUGAGCCCCAUGUCCCUUCUAUGAGUCCAGUUGCCUGGUUCACUUUCUAGUGGAGCCAGAUGUCCUUUGGCUUAGAAAUAUUUCUAGAGAAAAUUAACUCUGGGAAAAUGAAGCUGUAUUUUAGGGUAAGACCAGUUAAAGUACAGAAAUGCCAAAAUAAUUGAAAAGAGACCUCACAGAUAGAAAUUCUCUGUAAACUGUCAAUGCCUGGUUAGAUACAUUGGUCCUGGUGGAGAUUCUCUUAUGAAGUAGAAAUAUAACAAAAUGGGCUAUAAAGUUUGUUGAACAGAAGUUGGUAAUUAGAGUCACUUCUCAUAUGCAUCCUUUUAGGGCUUGGUUUGGGGAUGUGGCUGCUUGUGCUUUAUUGUUCAGAUGAGAAAGAUGAAGGAAUUGGUGUGAGCCAGUGAGGGCAUCAUGUUGAGGUCCAUCAAGUGUCUUGCCUUCUCAUAUCCCUGGAAGCUUAGAACUGAACUCUCAUACCUCUUUCUCAGUCUGUGGCUGAUUCCCAUCCCAGUGGGGUUCUGUUCAGUAACUUGACCUUACUAUUUCUGCCUUUUAAAACUGUGUUAUUGUUGUUUUUCCCCCUGCCUUGAGGCCGUCACUGUGAAACCUUCAUGGAUGUGUGUCCCCAGAUGCCUUGCCUGAAUGGAGGGACUUGUGCUGUGGCCAGCAAUGUACCUGAUGGCUUCAUUUGUCGCUGUCCUCCAGGCUUCUCCGGAGCAAGAUGCCAGAGCAGCUGUGGACAGGUGAAGUGUAGAAAAGGGGAGCAAUGUGUGCAUACUGCCUCAGGACCCCGCUGCUUCUGCCCCAAUCCCCAGGACUGUGAAUCGGGCUGUGCCAGCAGCCCCUGCCAGCAUGGGGGCAGCUGCUACCCUCAGCGCCAGCCUCCUUAUUAUUCUUGCCACUGCUCUCCACCAUUCUGGGGCAGCCACUGUGAACUCUACACGGCCCCCACCAGCACUCCUCCUGCCACCUGCCUGAGUCAGUACUGCACUGACAAAGCUCGGGAUGGCGUCUGCGAUGAGGCCUGCAACAGCCACGCCUGCCAGUGGGAUGGAGGUGACUGUUCCCUCACCAUGGAGAACCCCUGGGCCAACUGCUCCUCCCCACUUCCCUGCUGGGACUACAUCAACAACCAGUGUGAUGAGCUGUGCAACACAGCCGAGUGCCUGUUUGACAACUUUGAAUGCCAAGGGAACAGCAAGACAUGCAAGUAUGAUAAGUACUGUGCAGACCACUUCAAAGACAACCACUGUGACCAGGGAUGCAAUAGUGAGGAGUGUGGCUGGGAUGGGCUGGACUGUGCUGCUGAUCGGCCCGAGAACCUGGCGGAGGGUACCCUGGUCAUUGUGGUGUUGAUGCCCCCUGAACAACUGCUCCAGGAUGCCCGCAGCUUCUUGCGGGCACUGGGCACCCUUCUCCACACCAAUCUGCGCAUUAAACGGGACUCACAGGGGGCCCUCAUGGUAUACCCCUAUUAUGGUGAGAAGUCAGCUGCCAUGAAGAAGCAGAAGAUAACACGCAGGUCUCUCCCUGAUGAGCAGGAACAAGAGGUGGCUGGCUCUCAGGUGUUUCUGGAAAUUGACAACCGCCAGUGUGUUCAAGACUCAGACCAGUGCUUCAAGAACACGGAUGCAGCAGCAGCUCUGCUGGCUUCUCAUGCCAUCCAGGGGACCCUAUCAUACCCUCUUGUGUCUGUUGUCAGUGAAUCCCAGCUUCCAAGACGCACUCAGCUACUUUAUCUAAUUGCUGUUGCUGUUGUCAUUAUCUUGUUCAUUAUGCUACUGGGGGUAAUCAUGGCAAAACGAAAACGUAAGCAUGGCUCCCUCUGGCUGCCUGAAGGUUUCACCCUGCGGCGAGACUCCAGCAAUCACAAGCGUCGUGAGCCAGUGGGACAGGAUGCCGUGGGGUUGAAAAAUCUCUCAGUGCAAGUGUCAGAGGCUAAUCUAAUUGGUUCAGGAACAAGUGAACAUUGGAUGGAUGAUGAAGGACCCCAGCCAAAGAAAGCCAAGGCUGAAGAUGAGGCUUUGCUCUCAGAAGAUGAUGACCCCAUUGAUCGACGGCCAUGGACACAGCAGCACCUUGAAGCUGCAGACAUUCGUCGCACACCGUCACUGGCUCUCACUCCUCCUCAGGCUGAGCAGGAGGUAGAUGUGCUGGACGUGAAUGUCCGGGGCCCAGAUGGGUGCACCCCACUGAUGUUGGCUUCUCUCCGAGGAGGCAGCUCAGAUUUGAGUGAUGAAGAUGAAGAUGCAGAGGACUCUUCUGCCAACAUCAUCACAGACUUGGUCUGCCAGGGUGCCAGCCUUCAGGCCCAGACAGACCGGACUGGUGAGAUGGCCCUGCAUCUUGCAGCCCGCUACUCAAGGGCUGAUGCUGCCAAGCGCCUCCUGGAUGCAGGUGCAGAUGCCAAUGCCCAGGACAACAUGGGCCGCUGUCCUCUCCAUGCUGCAGUGGCAGCUGAUGCCCAAGGUGUCUUCCAGAUUCUGAUUCGCAACCGAGUAACUGAUCUGGAUGCCAGAAUGAACGAUGGUACUACACCCCUGAUCCUGGCCGCCCGUCUGGCUGUAGAGGGAAUGGUGGCAGAGUUGAUCAACUGCCAAGCAGAUGUGAAUGCAGUGGAUGACCAUGGAAAAUCUGCCCUUCACUGGGCAGCUGCUGUCAAUAAUGUGGAGGCGACUCUUUUGCUGUUGAAAAAUGGAGCCAACCGAGAUAUGCAGGACAACAAGGAAGAGACACCUCUGUUUCUUGCUGCUCGGGAGGGGAGCUAUGAAGCAGCCAAGAUCCUGUUAGACCAUUUUGCCAAUCGCGACAUCACAGAUCACAUGGAUCGUCUUCCCCGGGAUGUGGCUCGGGAUCGCAUGCACCAUGACAUUGUGCGCCUCCUGGAUGAGUACAAUGUGACACCGAGUCCCCCAGGCACCGUGCUGACUUCUGCUCUCUCACCUGUCAUUUGUGGGCCCAACAGGUCUUUCCUCAGUCUGAAGCACACACCGAUGGGCAAGAAGCCUAGACGGCCCAAUGCCAAGAGUACCAUGCCCACUAGCCUCCCUAACCUUGCCAAGGAGGCCAAGGAAGCCAAGGGGAGUAGGAGGAAGAAGUCUUUGAGUGAGAAGGUCCAACUGUCUGAGAGCUCAGUGACUUUAUCCCCUGUUGAUUCUUUAGAGUCGCCUCACACAUAUGUUUCUGACACCACAUCCUCUCCAAUGAUCACAUCCCCUGGAAUCCUACAGGCCUCACCCAACCCUAUGCUGGCUACUGCCGCCCCUGCUGCUCCAGUCCAUGCUCAGCAUGCACUGUCUUUCUCUAACCUGCAUGACAUGCAGCCUUUGGCUCCUGGGGCUAGCACUGUGCUUCCCUCUGUGAGCCAGUUGCUCUCCCACCACCACAUUGUCCCCCCUGGGAGUGGCAGUGCGGGAAGCUUGGGUAGACUACAUCCAGUCUCCGUCCCAUCAGAUUGGAUGAACCGUGUGGAAAUGAAUGAGACCCAGUACAAUGAGAUGUUUGGCAUGGUCCUGGCUCCUGCUGAAGGCACCCACCCUGGUGUAGCUCCCCAGGGAAGGCCACCUGAAGGGAAGCAUAUCACCACUCCACGGGAGCCCUUGCCCCCCAUUGUGACUUUCCAGCUCAUUCCCAAAGGCAGCAUUGCCCAACCAGCUGGGGCUCCCCCGCCUCAGUCCAGCUGCCCUCCAGCUGUUGCAGGUUCCCUACCCACUAUGUACCAGAUUCCAGAAAUGGCCCGUUUGCCCAGUGUGGCCUUCCCCACUGCCAUGAUGCCCCAGCAGGAUGGGCAGGUAGCUCAGACCAUUCUCCCAGCCUAUCAUCCUUUCCCAGCCUCGGUGGGUAAGUAUCCCACACCCCCUUCACAGCAUAGUUAUGCUUCCUCAAAUGCUGCCGAGCGAACACCCAGUCAUGGUGGUCACCUCCAGGGUGAACAUCCCUACCUGACACCAUCCCCAGAGUCUCCUGACCAGUGGUCAAGCUCAUCACCCCACUCUGCUUCUGACUGGUCAGAUGUGACCACCAGCCCUACUCCUGGGAGCGCUGGAGGAGUUCAGCGGGGACCAGGGACACACAUGUCUGAGCCACCGCACAGCAAUAUGCAGGUUUACGCAUGAGUCUGCCUCCGUUGCAGAGACAGAACUGCCUAUUGUGAAUGCUGCUGAGGAACAAAUGAAGGUCAUCCGGAAGAGAAGUGAAGAAAUCUCUGUAACCAGCUUUUGGAGGCAGGAGAGAGAAGACCAUCUUUUCAGAGAAGCAAUUUAUGGGCUUCACUAAAUAUCUGCAAAGUUUCAGAGGAAGAACUUGGUUCCUUUUAAUCUCUUGCCCACCAAGUCAAGUUCAUGGAAAUGCAAGAUGAAUGCAGCCCUUGGGGCCAUGUUUACUCUCUUCUAUUUGGAGAAUAGGAUGGAUGCCUUUUGUAGCCCGGACAUUCUUGCAGUUUGGACUGCAUUUUAAGCCCUGAGGGCUUCUGCUACAUCCAUGAGAAGAUUCUACACUAGAGUCCAGUUGGGAAUUGUGUCCUGGAAUUCUGACUAAGUUGACCUAUCUCAUCUUCUCAGCUUGGAAAUUCUUUCGCUUCAUUUGGUGCUUUCCUUUUUUGCACCUUUCCAUGGUUGUAGCCUACCAGCAUAUUAGAGGGCAAGACUUUGUGCUUUGAAUCAUUCCUGCCCUGGAAAGCAACUUCAUCCUCCCUUUCCCCUCCCACUUCCUCAGCACCCCUCGGAGUCUCACAGGGUUUACUUUGGUUAUGGUUCUCAACAUAAACCUUUCAAGUAUGUUUCUGUAAAAAAAAAAAAAUGAACAUGUUGCAUUCUACGUAUAUCAUUCCUCAAGAGAGAAGGGGAACAAAAUAUUUUUCUUUGAAUAGAUUUUGGGGGCAGGAGAUCCCUUCAGGAGGCUGCACCUUAAUUCUCUUUCUUGCAUGCAGAGCUGCAUAGAAAGCUCACCAGGAUGAAGGAUACGGAGUUAAUUGUUUUCUACUUGUGGACCUAGUCAGUGUCAAGUUUUAUCCUCAGAAGCCUAGGUACUAUAACCUUACCCCCCUUUUUUGAAACCAGAAAAAGAGCCAGAAUGUGGGAAGACCAAGACAUAAGCUAACUCAUGGAAGAAGCAGUGACCUGGAAGAAGCAGUUACCGCCCCUCCACUUGGGAUACCAAGCAUCCCACCAACUGGCAGCAUGAAUCACAUUUGUUUGUCCUGGAUCUUAGGACGAUAGGUCUACUUUCCUCCCUCAUCCAGCAGGUGAAGUCAGUCUUUGCUGUUGAGCCUUUCCUUCCAUACAUCCCCACGGAAGAAAAUGUCUCAAACAAUUUGUCCUUGCCAUUUAGGACUGAACUUUCCUCAGCUCAAGGGACCCGGUGACAGUCAUCUUCCUUUGAUCACAGUCUAUUUCCUGAUUUUCUUUGAGAGCAGGAGCCUGUUUACCAGUUCCCCUCACACUGUGCAAUCUGAGUUCCUAGUGCACCCAGUAGGUUCUCACUGGACUGUGUCCACUGCACUGUGUUCCAGCAGGGCAUGGAGAGUUGGACUAGUUUCCUAGGGGACAGCUGUAAGGCUGCCUUUGCCAGCUUUUGCUCUCAUUUCUUUUGCUCUGAAGCAGUCAUGACAUUGCCCUUUGGAAGACUAAUAUAGAAACUUCCCAGGGACCUUUCCUUUGCUAGAGUCACUUUGUAAAUGAUGACAGAUUUCAUGCUUUUCAUUGUCACCCUCAUGUUCUGAUUAUGAUUGCACCUCACCUGAAUCUGUUCUCUAAAUUAUGGUCUUGAUGACUUGACUCUCCAUCAAGAUGAGAACCAAUUUAGUCAGCUAUAGAAACAGAAUGGUUUUCUUCCUCUUCUCCUUGGGUCAAUUAAUAACUGGCCCAACGGCCACAUUGCCACUUCAGUACUAUGAUGCCUGUGACGCCUGGAAAAUUAGUUCUGCUGGGGCAUUUUGUAUAUAUUAGUAGGGAUUGCCUGUUCUGUUUUGGUUUAACAACAGUCCUCAUUCAUGCAGUGCCUGGGGGUGUUCACCAGUGCUUCCCACUGACCUCAUUUAUCUGUCUGUGGCUCCCUAUGGAAGUCCUUUGUGUCCAUUGGCAUAGCAGUCUACAAAUAGUGUUUUUCCAUCCCUCCAAGUUCAUUGAAUCAACAACAGUAAUUAGUUCUGACCUGGUACAUGAAGAUUGUUUGUUUGUUGUUUUAUUCUUUCAUAUGUCAGCAUUCUGUCAGUCACUUUAGUGGUGUGUAAACAUUUUAUCAUUCCAAAUGGGGACUCUUUCCUUGGGCCAGUUUAUUAAUCCAGCACCUAUCUGAUGCAUGGACCAUUCUGGACCACUCCACAUCUACCCCUCACUGCCCUCCUGCUCCAUAUCCCCACUGCUUGAAAGUAUCAGCCUCUGAUCCAAUUACUGGAUCUUUUAAAUCCUUCUCCUUCUCCAAGCACAAUGUAAGACUGACUUCCAUGUUUUUCCUCUUUGGGAUACUUUUCCUCUUUGGGUUUGUGGGGAAGGAAUGUGAAAGCUGCCAUUAUAGACAAGAGGCUCCAGGGGUAAGGAUAGCACUGCCUUUCAAAUGUUUUACCAAUCUCACAUUUUAAGAACCAUUGAGUUAUAUAGUUUCUUCUAAAAGGGAAGGUAAGAUGGAUAAUCACUUCUCAUUUGGAUUCUCAAUUGGAGACAAGAUUUAUGGAAUGCUUUUAUGCCAUGCAUAGAUUCCCCCCUGCCCCCCCACCCCCGCUUUUGGUUUAUUUUUAUUUUUAUAAAUUCAUUCUUUCUUUGACUCCUCGUCUGCCUGCCUUUGAGGAUAGGUUUGUUGUUGUUGUUGUUGUUUCUUUCUUACUUGUGUUUUGUUUUAAAUAUCUUUUUCUGACUUACAUGAUGGUGGGAGAGGGAAAGGCUUGAGGGAAAGUGAGAUCAGAAGUUAAGGACUUUGGUGUAAGCAAUCAGUUGUGAUGUUCAGUCCAUUAUAUCAUUGUUAAAUUUGCCAGUUUGUAAUUCUUGCAUAGAAAAGAACCAGAGGUGUAGUGUCGUGUUGGCACAUGGUUUGGGGAUGUGGGUCUUAACUGAUACAUUGAGUGAUGACUCUUUGGGAGGAGACAUUUAUAUGUCCCAAGGCCCCCACCAAUAACUGUUUGGUUUCAACUUCUUUGUGUAAAUUUCUCUUAAAAGUGAUAUUUUAUCUGUGUGUAUGAGAAACCCAAUAACCAAUAAAAUGACCGCAUAUUCCUGACUAUACAUGGUAAGGAAAGUGCACGCUUUGUUUUUACUUUUCAAAGUUUCAUUCUAAAAGUAGUUAAGGUGAAAUUUAUAUGAAAGCAUUUUUAUCACAAAAUAAAAAGGUUACAUGUCAAGCUCA